Messenger RNA from Aspergillus calidoustus, 1713 nucleotides. The record is from the annotation of a GenBank genome assembly. NCBI's taxonomy places the organism in Eukaryota, Fungi, Ascomycota, Eurotiomycetes, Eurotiales, Aspergillaceae.
AUGUCAGACUCUGAAAUCAACAGUGCCCUCGCCCCGAGCUUCGAGCACCUUGAACUUGCCCCUUACCAGUUUGGCAGAGUUCCACCACACCUACAACUCCCGCAGGAGCUCAUUGACCUGAUCAACGAAUACGUCACUGGAGGCAGGCCCGACAGACCGCACUACUUUGGUUCGGUGGACCCGGCGCUAUGCCUUGUCAACAAGCAGUGGAAUCGGAUUUUUGCGCCUCUGCUCUACACGCAGUUUCAAUACCACGGCAAUGUCAACAAGCUGCACACACUCUGGAGGUUCCUCCGUACGCUCGUCGAGUCUCCCAGGCUCGCGGGCUACGUCCAGGAGCUCUGGCUCACCACCUCGGAGAUCCUCGAGCCAUUCCACCCGGCGGACACAGAGGAGGCCAACAAGUUUAUCGCGCAAUAUUUCCAGAUGCCUAUUCCGGACGACUUGACAAUCGACCAUCCGCCGGCGGAUGAAAGAGGCUUGAGCGUGGGGGAACGAGAAAGGGCGUACCUGGACCCACUAACCGCCCUUGUCAUCGGCCACUGCCCGAAUCUGCGACGGCUCAGCUACGAUAUCUUGAAUGUCUCGGGCGAUACACCCGAUGCCUGGGACAGAAUGGUCAGCUGUGCCACUGGAUUCCACACGACGGCCUGGACGCUCCGCAGGCGAGGCGAAGAAACCCCAAUCAAGCCGCUGCAGAAGCUGCAAGUUCUUCGCCUCGCCGGGGCCCGAUACAGAUCGGAUUUCAACAGCCCGGGCGCGGGACAGGCGCGUCGGGUCAACGCCUAUGCAUGGGAAUGGUGUAAUUACUUCAACUUACCACACGUGCAAGAGUUGACUGUUCUCAACGAGGCCACCACCGCCCUGCUGUCGACCCCUCAACAUCGCGCACGGGCAAUCGAGCGGCUGACCAUACACGGCACCUACCUCUACCGCAGCAAGAUCAUCUUCGACUAUACCCGAAACCUUCGCCAGCUGAGUCUGAAGCUCAUGAACGAGUUCGCCAGUAGAAACGGACACAAUGGGGAUCCGAACGGACCACGGGUCUGGAAAGAAGCCUGGGAAAUGCUCCGUCGUUUCAAGGACACGCUUGAGUAUCUCGACCUCUACCAGCCGCCGUUCAAUAUGAAACCCGGGGCCCCAGCCUUGUUCGAUAAUUCUUGCGCGGGCAGGUACGGUCGCGAGCUGAUGCCAUUCUGCCCUCCCCUGGCCGAGUUCAAGAAUCUGCGCCAACUCAACCUCCCCCCGCUGGGACUUCACGGAUACCAAUGCGACCACCCCGACGGCCAGAAAUUCCGAAACCACUUCCCGCCGAACCUGGAGUCUAUUGGAAUCUACACUGACCCCGGGAAGUGGGUCCAGCAGUACUUUUACUACCUCGACACGGAGCUUGAAGGGAUCGCCCUGGAGGGAUCGCGAGCCGGGGGCAGGCUGCAGGCGGUGGUCUGCGACUCUACACAUGCUGGAAGGAUCGACACGCACGGGUUGCAGGCGGCUUGUGCGGCCAAUGGCAUCUUCUACAGCGGUGAGGGAGAUAAAUAUCUAUCCUACUGCGGUAGGGAGAGCUUUUGGAGGGACAUCAUUGAUUCGGAGCUGUGCGGUGACCCAAAGGAGCGCUUUGAGAAGCGAGACCCGGGUCGCGUGAUUCCGCGGGGGAUGGUGGUGAAUGAUAUUCCAGGGCGGUUGCGUGAGGAGGUUCCAUUUUAUUGGUAG